Molecule: messenger RNA, 2935 nt
Organism: Leptopilina boulardi
Lineage: Eukaryota; Metazoa; Arthropoda; Insecta; Hymenoptera; Figitidae
Gene: drk
Product: growth factor receptor-bound protein 2
Exons: 6
Coding region: 481-1116 (211 amino acids)
Molecular function (GO): protein binding
Source: RefSeq, a predicted model, not a curated record
UGUGUUGUAGCGAUGGGCACUCUGGAGAUUGCGUAAAUUAUUUUGGAGCCUGACAGUUUAAGUUCAUUGGAAAUAAACAUUAACGAGUUGUUUAUAUAAUGAGUGAGUGAUUUUGUUUGUUGAAAAGUGUUAAUCAAGAAAAGCUUAUUAACUGGAAAAAAAUAAGUGCCAAAGAAAAUCCAGUUGUUUCUCUUGACUAAAGCUACGUGUCCUUUCUCUUUCUCCCUCACACCUUCUGUCAUUUCGUCUCUUUCUCAUUCUCGCUCUCCAUUCAUCUCCUUUACUGGAGAGCUGAUUGUAAGAACUCUCUAAAAAGUGUGAAAAGUGUAUAGUGAAAACUUGAACCGGAAUUUAUUAAGACUUUCGUUCAAUUAAAGAAAAGUGCUAUGGUGCGGCGUCUGUGACAUUUUGUGAUCAAUUGGUUUCCUGUUCUCUUUGAACUGUCUCACUCCCUCUUUCACUCGUUCUCGGGGCAGAAGAAUGGAGGCGGUAGCGAAACACGACUUCUCAGCGACUGCUGAAGACGAACUCAGCUUUCGUAGGAGUCAAGUUCUCAAGAUUUUGAAUAUGGAAGAUGAUAUGAAUUGGUACAGGGCAGAAUUAGACUCGAGAGAAGGAUUAAUUCCCAGCAAUUACAUAGAAAUGAAAAACCACGACUGGUAUUACGGUAGAAUAACUAGAGCCGAUGCCGAAAGACUAUUGAUGAAUAAACACGAAGGCGCCUUUCUUAUUAGGAUUAGCGAAAGCUCUCCUGGUGAUUUUUCCCUUUCCGUCAAAUGUUCAGAUGGUGUUCAACAUUUUAAAGUAUUGCGGGACGCACAGGGAAAAUUUUUCUUGUGGGUGGUUAAAUUUAAUAGCCUGAAUGAAUUAGUGGAAUAUCAUCGUACAGCAUCUGUUUCUCGCUCUCAGGAUGUUAAAUUACGUGAUAUGGUACCAGAAGAGUGUCUUGUGCAAGCUUUAUACGAUUUUACACCACAAGAGCCUGGAGAACUGGAAUUUAGACGAGGAGAUGUGAUUACAGUUACAGACCGCACGGAUCAACAUUGGUGGCAUGGAGAGAUUGGUAAUCGGCGAGGGUUGUUUCCGUCCACCUACGUAACUCCAUAUCACUCCUAGACCUCGCACAGAAGGCAUGCAAGGCGUCAAGCGCCAUCAUAUCCGACAACCAUCACAUACCGGAUCAGGCUUACCGCGGAAUUAAUCAACAGCAUUUUGCAAACACCAGCCAUUGAAUGGGCUACCAGAAUGUAUUGGUGGUCGAAGCGUAAAGUUUUCUAACUCUGAAAAAAAAACAGGGUAUAGUCAGAAAUUUUCCUUAAUCGGCGGCUUAGCAACUUUUAAGCCCAAUCAAACAAAAAAAAAAAAAAAAAAAAAGAAACCACUUGAUAAACGAAAAAUUUGUCGCAAAUCGCAGAAUGAAACUGCAGUGACAUUAAAAAGUGUCGAUUACUUUAUCACAAAUUAUUCUUCCCUUUUAGAAAUAAAAAUUCUUGAAAGUUAGACCGGAAAUAAAAUUUACUUUUUUUUUUUUUUAUUCUCAAGAAAAAAAAGGGAGAAAAUGAGUUCUCGACUAAAUCAAAAUAUAUGCGGUGCUGAAAAACGUGGUUAAAAAUUACGUUAUGAUAAACGUAACUAAAAAAAAAGAAGAAAAUGUUGUUCGUCAAUGGAUGUUAAGUCGCAAGCUAAUUGUAAACGUGUGUAAGCUUUUCAUCAGCCAUAUAUUGUACCAAUUUAUCACGCUCGCCAAGGCACUUGGGAUUGCAAACGAAUUUGUAACUUUUUCGAUACAGCUACUCGACGAAUGGGACCUACGCGAACAUGUCGACUGCGUUCGAGGGGGCGUAAUUUUUUUUUUAUAUUAAAUUUACUCAGCAUUUUUUAAAAUAAAAAUACAAAAUAAGUUUCGAAAACUAUAUAUAUAUAUAUAUAUAUAAAAUAAAUAAUGCUGAGAAUUAAACAUUUUUUUUCACUCGAAAUACCAUCGAGCGCAGUUAACGGGCCUAAAAGCUGAUUUCCCACGAAUAAAGGAACUACGUAUAUAUAUAUAUAUAAAUAUAUAAAUAAUAAUAGUAUUGAAACGCGUUAUUCUUCGACAUUGGGUGCACAUUAAUUAUGUGUUCCUGUAUUGUAGAAAUUAUAUCUUUACAGCGAUUAUAUUGCAAAUUGACAAAUUGCACAAUGGAUAAAUGCAGUACUACUUAUAUAGACAAAGCAGCACUUUUCUUGGAAUUUUUUUUUUUCGAGCUACUUUUUUUCUAUAUAGAGAUACCAGAUCGAUAACAGCUCUGGAGUUUAAAAAUAAGCCUCGUUAAAAAAAAGGAAACAAAUCGUGUUCAUUCGCGAAUAUUUGAAGCAUUUUUUUUUUUUUUGUAUUGUGAAAGUGAUUCUUCCAGUUGCAUGGCGUAAAAAGAAAAUAGAAGGAAUUAAUAUAAAAAGAGAAUAUAAAAAAAAAUUACCUUAGUAAUCUUAUACGGAUUAUCAAACAGAAAUUGACUGAUUUUAUUCGUACAUAAUUGUAUACAAAGCACAUUAUCGGAACUUGGGAUUUACGAAAUAGUACCUACGGCACUAGAUCUCAAACAUCAAUGUAGCUUCUGUCCGAUCAGUUUUAAUUUAGCCAGUACGACUAAGAUACUUUUUUUUUUUUUUUAAUUAUCACUGUUAGAACUGUUUUUUUUUCUAUUCUUGUGUAAAGAUUAUUAUCAUUUACAGAAUAUAAAGAAAGUUGUAUAAUUUUCCGGCAACGUUUUUAGCUUGUACAUUAUUGAUGGAAAAAAAAAUUAUUUUGUAUACUUUUUUUUUUUUGACAAACUCUCCGCUCACAUUACGUUCCUAAUGAACAAAACUAUUAUGUAAUUAUUAUUAUUAUUAUUAUUAUUAAUUUUUAUUGUGUUAUGUUACAUUUUAUUAUUAACAAUAUAUUAUAUUAAUUGUA